CUUUACGCGACGCGAAUGUCAGAACUUCGAACAUGCGCACACGGAAUUGAAAGCAGCGUCAUCGGUGUGCGCAAGCGAGAUCGGAUCAUGACGAGCAGUAAAAGGAGUACGCUUCUGUCUUCUCUAGCGGCUUAUGGAGACGAUUCAGAGCAAGAUUCAGACCCAGACUCAGACGAACCAGAAUCAGAAUCCCAUGGCGGAUUGGUGUCGGCCAGUUAUGGAGUGGAUGACAUUAGUCGCGUGGAGGAAGAAGAUGAGAAGGUCUCAGAGAAUGAGGACAGUGAUGACCGCACCAGAAAUUCGGAAGAGGAGUCGUCAGACUCAGGGCAAGUCCAAGAUGAUGUGAAGGACAUCCAGGAAUGGGAGACCAAAGACCCCCAAGAGCUUGUUGCACAGUUUUCCGAGAAGGUUCGGAACAUGUCUCCUGAUGAGAUCAAAAUUCCUCCCGAACCACCUGGGCGUUGUUCCAGUCAUCUGCAGGAAAAGAUAAUGAAACUUUAUGAACGGAAGCAACAUGAAGACUUCGAUACGAACAAACAUAUUCAGAAGAAGAAAGAGUUCCGCAACCCAAGUAUUUAUGAGAAGCUAAUCCAGUUCUGUGGCAUUGACGAACUUGGAACCAACUAUCCAAAAGACAUGUUUGACCCCCAUGGCUGGUCAGAGGAUUCCUAUUAUGAGGCACUAGCCAAAGCUCAGAAAGUGGAAAUAGACAAGCUGGAAAAAGCCAAAAAGGAGAGGACCAAGAUUGAGUUUGUGACAUGCACCAAAAAGGGCACCACUACUAAUGCGGCGGCCAUGGCCACAAAUACAACAACUGCCUCAUCUACAGCAGAUGCACAGAAGAGGAAGAGUAAGUGGGACUCCGCAGUACCGGUGACCCUGGCACAACCUGCCCUCCUCACCACCACUGCCACCCUCCCUGGAGUCGUCUCUGUGACCACAACCACUAGUGGCACCAAGACUACAGUCAUCUCUGCUCUGGGACCCAUUCUCAAAAAAGCCAAGCAAUGACACGGCCAUGCAAACUCUACAAAUCCUGCUCCUUUUUUUUUUUUUAUUUCAACAAGUUUUUUUAACUGACAACUAUUUCUAUAUACCUGAUAUGACCGCUCAGAGACAGUCAAACACAAACUUUGACUAUUUCGUUCAGCAUUUGUCUGAUAUUUGUUGAAGCUUUCAUUUCUUGUUUGAAAUAACUUUGUCUUUGCCUAGACGUUUUCUACUGAAUCCAUUUAUGUAAAAGUUAUCAAACAGAUUUGAGUCGAACAUUAUUUUUUUUUCCCUUUUAGUAACCAUUCUGUGUUUAAUAGAUGUCUGAUCAGUUAUGCCUAUCUAUAUUUUCCAUUUUUAUGUCGAUGAAGAUUUGGGAGAGGUCAUUACACACAGAUCACCAAUUAAUCAUCUGUCACAUGAGUAUACAGUAGUAUAUUAAUACAACAGUAACAGAUCAGGGCUAUUUGAUUAUGUAUUUAUGAUUAGAAAAAGUAGCUCUUUCAAUUCCAUUCGUUCAUUUUUUACAGUUUCUUUCCCCAUUGCAUCAUUCUACAUUUUUAUUUCAUUUUAGAAAUGCAAAUAGGUCUUUUUUUUUAAAUACAUGUACAUAUUAAAAUAAGUCAAUGCCUUCUCUAUAGCACAGUACCAUGAAAA
This is a messenger RNA of Xyrauchen texanus (razorback sucker), 1647 nucleotides long. RefSeq names its product SAP30-binding protein-like. The transcript is spliced from 11 exons. Lineage: Eukaryota; Metazoa; Chordata; Actinopteri; Cypriniformes; Catostomidae. Bases 16 to 1011 code for a protein of 331 amino acids. The record is from RefSeq and is a predicted model, not a curated record. Gene Ontology annotation, cellular component: nucleus. Gene Ontology annotation, biological process: regulation of DNA-templated transcription.